CGAAAGUUCAGCUGUUGUUUUGCGUUGAAACGAAAGCGCAUUUUCUUUGCAGCGUGAAUCAGCAGACCAUGCCGUGGACGCAUGUACGAAGCUAAACCAGAGAGAGAGACACCACUGAAGACAGCGGGUCACCUGUAGAGGAUGAAGUGCCCAAAGUGUAAUCAUGUUGCUCUGGAGGAGAACGCAAAGUUCUGCAGUCAGUGUGGGACUGUACUGACACAACUCUUAGAGAAAACCCAAACCAUUUUAUCUAACAAAAUACCAGAUGAGUCUACACAGUCUGCGGUUAGUCCAGAGGCAACUGAUGCAGAAAUAACAACAGAAAUGAACCCAGACCCAUCAGACUUGGAUAAUCGUCCAACAACUGUGUCUCCUAAAAGACCAAAUGACAACAGCCCGAAUGUCAAAAAAAAGAAAAAAAAGAAGAGGAAGAAAAGGAAAAUGUCAGGAAAAGAAGGGGGCCCUGUGUCUUUGACCUCUGAUCUCUCUGAUAUCUCCCUGACUGAUAAAGAUGUAGGGAGGACACAUGAGGAAUCAGUGUCCUCUGACAGUGAAGAAUCGGUGUGUCCUAUGGAUGAGAGUGCUGACUUGAACUUAGACACAUCUGCUCAGGCUGAACAACAGACCAGUUUGUCUCCAGGAUCAUCUCUUGUCAGCUCAUUAGAAGACAAAAGUGGGGAUCCCAUGAACCCUGAGGGACCCAAGACACCUGAGACAGAUGCUAACAAGAACCUGUCUUUGGGACAACAAGAUGAAAAGAAUUAUCUUGUAUCAAGAGAAACGCAAGACCAAAAGCCACAGUGUGAUGAAAAACCCACUCAUCAUGACAGUGAAGGUUCACUUUCAACAUCUUCAUUAACAGUAGGACAUGAACAGGUGGAAAACCAAAAGAAAUCAAAGCAUGAGGAACAGAAAGAAGAAUUUAGUUCACAAAAUCAGAAAGAUGAACCUUACAACACACAAAGCCAGAAGAAAGAAUCUAAGGAAGGACAAAGCCAGAAAGAAGAUUCUAAGAAAUCACAAAGCCAGAAAGAGGAGUCUAAGAAAUCACAAAGCCAGAAAGAGGAGUCUAAGAAAUCACAAAGCCAGAAAGAGGAGUCUAAGAAAUCACAAAGCCAGAAAGAGGAGUCUAAGAAAUCACAAAGUCAGAAAGAAGUUUCUAAAAAAUCACAAAGCCAGAAAGAUGAGUCUAAGAAAUCACAAAGCCAGAAAGAUGAGUCUAAGAAAUCUCAACUCCAGAAAGAUACUUCUGACAAGACACAAAGCAGGGAUAAUCCAACUAAUGAGGCACAGUCCAUUCUAGAUCAGAAUGCCAAUGUUGAUCAUUCUACAAAUGCUAGGUCUGCAUCAGGCACAUCAAAAACAAAGAGCCUAAACCAGAAGGAAAAGAAACCUGAAAUGGUGUUUGGAACACAGGGCAAAUCUGAGGUGAAGAACCAAAUAAGCUCCAGUGUUGAUCCACCAUGCGAGAAAAUUCAACCUCUGCAGUCUGCUCAUGGAAAAGGAGACGCAUCAAGUGCCCAUAGAAGUCCAGAGACCAAGAAGAAAAGCAAAAAUGAAGAGACGGAUACAAAGAAAGAUGCGCCUCCAGAGAGAAUUCCCACUUCAACUCAGCAGAUUUCUGCAAGUGAGAGACUUACCAUUUACUUCCAUGCUGUCUUGUCAAAGGACUUUAAGUUUGUCCCAAAUGAAGAUCGCAUAUUUAUAAGAGCUGGACCUCAAAUUAGUGAUUGGAAAACUAAUCUGGUGGAGCUGUCUGUGACACGGAAUCUCGAUGAACAUGGAUUUCUUGUUGAAGGGUAUUUGGUAUCUACAAAAGCCAAAGCAGAAGCUGUGUCAAUACCUUACAAGUAUGUGAUAUAUAAAAAAAAAAAGGAUAAAUACGAGUAUGAGUUUAUCUAUAAAGCAGAUACGACUGAACACACAAACCGAUGUCUUUUUGUUAAACAUCAACUACUAAAUUCAGAGGGAGACUGGCAUCAGUAUGAUGACAUAAUCUGUGCAGAACCAUCUAAGGGCGUGUUUAAAAGAAUAAAGGAUUUUUGGUCUGAACAGAGGAAGAGUGUGAUCGAAGGAAGAGAGAUUGCAGGAAGAAUUAUGCUUGAGACUAUCUUUGAUUUUCUCAAAAGCUGGACUGACCUCAAUUUCAGAAACUUUAUUACACAGCUCAAGCAGUUUCAUCAGAUCUAUGGAAACCCUUUUGUGUUUGAAGAGAAGGGGAAACAGUGGUCGAGCUUAAACUACACUGAAAAAGAUGUAAGUAUCCUUAUAAAGAACUUUAUGGUUGAAAACGUCACUCCAGAACUGCAGAAAGAUGACUCUUCAAAAAAAAGUAAAUACAUUCAGGAACCUCUGAAGGCUGCUCUCCUCAUGCUGUACUUAUGGAAACAGUAUGACCUUAAGCUAGAAUGGGGAGAACUCAAUCGUCUUUGCUCUGCCCUCUGCCUGCCAAAUCUGCCUAAAGAUGAGUUCCUCCCCCUUUGGACCAACAUUCAAGAGUCGUUUUCAUGCUUAAAAAAUUUGCCUGACAUGUUGGCUGACCUGAUGAACAUUGUGAAGGGAGAAGGAAUGACCCGGUGGAUUGUUGCAAUUCCACUUCUGCAUCUUCUCAAAGGAAUUUCAAAACCAUUUGAACCUGUUUCACUCACUGUGAACUCACAGUAUGAACAGACUUGGGCUGGACUACAAGGACUGAAACUGUCCUAUAGAAAGGCAAUAAAUUCACAAGAUAGAAGAUCCAUGCUGAAUCUCAUAAAGGCAAAUCAUCAUCUUGUGGAAGUGGACACACUGCUGGCUCGAUCGUGGAUGUUCCUAAUGUCUAUUGAUGAGUUGGUGGAAUACAUCACUAACAUCCAUGUGGAGCUUUUGGACAUGUUGCAGCUUUUUAUUAUGAAAACUCCAGCUGAUAUUUCCUACAGCAGUUCCUCAAGUGUCUCAGAUACCCUGACAUUUAUUCAAAGCCAGCUUCUUGAACAAAAGUACAUCUGUUUCUCUGAUGACUAUGGAAGGAACUGCUUAUGUGUAGCUGUGAAGCUUUUGGAGAAGAUAUGCGAAGGAGUGAGGUCUUCCUACAGCAAUAAUUAUUCAGACAUUCCAAUAGCUUGCUUGAAUCUUGUGGUGUCAGUUUCAAACUUUUCCCAGUCUCUUCAUAAGCAGAAGAUUCAAGAAGAAGGCUUUGUAAAAACAACAGAGAAAAGCUCAAAGAUCCUUGAGCUUUUGUCAGUUGCCCAGAAAACUAUCAGAAAAUGGAUAGGACAGACUUAUAAGGCAAAACUGUUGCAUCGCUUCAUUUGGAGUUCCAACCUUACACCAGAGAUAGAGAUGUGGAACAACAUUAUCUCCAUCAGCUUUGAAAGUGAGGAAUUUACCAAGGAUUGGAGGGACACAUUUACUAGAGAUUUUGAAGGAAAAUUUCAGCAGGAAUCAUCAGUAGACCAAAUUGAGGUAUACUGCAGUAAGAUUGAAGAACUUAAGGAUAGCCAUCCUCAUGUGGCAAAAAGUAUUGAGAAGUGUGCCCUACAAGCUGUUACCUUAAUGUGCCAGACAAAGACUGAAGCAGCCCUAUUUGAAAAAUUCAAAAUAAACUGGAAGUUUGGAAAGCUUAUCUCUGAAAUUAUUCAGAAGUCAUGGCCAAAAACCGAGAGGGGGUCAUACCAGGAAAGUGAAGAGGUGGUUCUCCAGCACCUUCUUAACUGGACAGCAGCCAAGAAUAUUUUCCAACUUCAUGGUGCUGAUGAAAAACUAAUCGAUCAACUCAGCGAAGAAGCUAAGGAACGACUUGCUAUGGCCACAUCAUUAUUUACAAGUAUUACAGAUCGGCUAAUCAGAGGAAGCAUACAGAUUAAAGCUCUCAAUCACAUCUUGGCAAAGAAAAAUACUUUUACAGAGUUGGUAAAAAUAGAUUGUCUUUGUGAAAAUGAAAAAUGCAAGGAUACAAAUGCAAUGAAGAGGCUGCUUCAGUUGAGAGAGGAUGAGGUAAAAUCCAUAUAUCAUGACAGUGAGCUUGUUAAAGGACUCAUUGCAAUGUGCCGAAAUAUUCAGGAGCAUGUAACAGUUGAUUUUGGGAGUCUAGAAGCAAAGCAGCAGAUUGACAUCGAUGAUAAGGAACUGAAUAUGUUCAUGGAGGUUCAUCCAUUUAAUCAGAUCGCAUCUCCUAUGGCUGGUGUCGUCACUUACUAUGACCUUGAUGAUGAUGUUCGCCACAUGGCCGAGACUCUACACACAUUUAAAGAGAGCUAUAUUUUUAAGUUAUGCUGGGAAAACCAAGCUAAAACCUUUGCUCAAAGGGAUGCUGAUGACUGCGAGUCAGAUGAAGAGGAAGAUUUGUUGGCUACAACUGAUUUAAUUUAUGAAGAUGUAUUUCAACCCUGCUACAGUGAAUACCAGACGAUAUAUGAAAGCUUAAAAGAUGGCAGCAUGACCUUUGAAGAAGUUGAUCUGAUAUUUAAAGCCUACAUCGGAAAAUAUGUAGAACUAACAGAAGAUGCUACAAUUAUGUCCAAGCUGGAUCCUGCAGAUGACAAGCGGUGGAUUCAGAGAAGGAUUCAACAGAUAGAGCAGUAUCACGAGCUACACUUGGCAGUGGAGUCGGCUCAAGUAGUCAUGAGGGUGAAGCACACGCUUGGGCUUACAGGAGACUUCCAGGUCUUGGAGAAGUUGCUUAUAGUUACAGACUUGGGUUUUAAGAAAGAGCCUCUUGACCGCAUUGACAAUGAGCUAAUGCAGGCCAAAACUGUACUUGUGGACAUCACAGAGCCUCGAAGACUUUGUCUCCAGGAGCUGGGCCAAAGGAAGAACUUUGUUAUGUGGGUCAAGGAAGCUCUUGAAGAUAUCAAUGAGCUAAAGGUGUUUGUGGACUUGGCCUCUAUCUCUGCGGGUGAAAAUGAUCUGGAUGUUGACAGAGUAGCCUGUUUUCAUGAUGCUGUUCUUGGCUACUCCUCAAUAUUAUAUGAACUUAAGUCAGAUACUGGCUUCAGUGUUUUUAAGGAGGUAUUGAAGAAGCUUUGGAAGGCACUUGAUAACGAUCCCAACCUUCCAAAGAAACUGCGUGACACUGCAAGACAUCUUGAAUGGUUAAAGACGGUUAAGGACAGCCAUGGAUCUGUAGAACUAUCAUCUCUGUCAUUGGCUUCAGCUAUCAAUACAAAAGGAAUCUACAUGAUCAGUGCAGAGAGCCAAAAAAAGUUGAGUCUGGAUAAAGUCUUGAAGCUACAAAUACCAGAGGAACAUGAUGAUGGCCAUGAGAUGCGAUGUUACUCUCUUGAAGACCUCAGGGACCUUCAGAAUAAGCUGAUGCUCAUGUCUGGCAAAGGGGAGCAAGGCCAAAAUGAAGUUGAUCGAUUUGCAGAGGUUUUUGCCAGUGUACAGAGAUUAGGUUCUGCCUUUAUUGACUUAUUUGUGGCUGGAAAUCCAUUGUUUAGACGUUGGGAGGCAAUCGUCCACUGUAAUAGUAAAGAAGCAUCUAUUGUCAUCGACUUCAACCUGGCAAAUGUUGUCAGUGUUGUCAUGGUAAAAGGUGAUGUGGCAGAGCAGCUUUUAGAAGUCUGUAAGAAAAUGGAACGUUGCCUCAGUUUUUGGAAUGAUUUCAUGGACAAGCAAAGAUCUCAGAAUUACUUCCUCAACUAUUUUACAGCAGAGCAGAUAGUUUAUCUGUGUGGUCAGUUGACCCAGAAAAAUCUGGCAAAGCUGGAUGAUCAAGCUCUCAUGAUGCUCUCUUUUAUCAAACCGAAUUGCACUGCUAUCAACUUGAGACAGAGCUGGCAUGCUCUUCAGUAUGAGAUGCUUAUGAAGCCUUCUAAGCAAAAUGAAGAUAUUGAUUUUCAAACCUUUGCAAAUGUUCCAAAUCAGACUGAAUAUGAAAUGGAUAUUGAAGGUGUCUCUGCUUCUGAUUUUGGUCCAGAAAAUGAUACUGGAAGGUUUGACGCGAUUUGGAAUACAUACAUGAGAAACAUGAAAAAAUUUCUUUCCAACACUCUUGAUGUUCGAAGUCUGGGAAGACUUUUGGAAAUUUUGUCUGAUAUCCCUAGUGAAAUUGAGGCAGAUUCUGAUGAUGAAGAUGAGGGUGCUACCAAAAAGCAUCAGAGAAAUGUACAAAGAGAGCUACCAAGGGGACUGGUCAUUGGAAAGCCUAAUCUCAUUAUCUGUCCUCUGACAGAGAUUCAGACAUCUUGUAUCUCUAUUUACAUGAGCAGUGAAGAUGAACCUCUGCCCACCUAUGAUGAAGUGCUCCUCUGCGAUUCUUCCACCUCCUACGAGCAGGUAGAGCUGUUUCUUAGGCGAUGUCUUACAGCUGGUUACAAGGGACAGAAGAUAUACACCAUGUUGUAUGUAGAUCAGCUAAGCUAUGAAGUGAGCUACAAAGUAGAACAAUUUUUCCAACGUCACAAGUCCCAAAGCAGAAAUGACUACAGGCUAGUGUUAAUCUGUAGUACUGAUCGAGAACAUGCCUACCUUCCCUCAGUCUUCAGUCAGUUUCGGCUGCACAUGGUACCCCAAGAACCCCUAAACAGAAUUCAAGAAUACCUUGCCAAGCACUACACUGUCCCAAAUGAUCAUUCAAGUGCUGCUUCCGUUUUUCAAAACAAAAAGUUUGUGGGAGUUGUAUCUUCGAAAAGAGCUGGUGUUGGCAAAUCGCUUUAUAUACAUCGGUUGUAUGAAAGAUUGAAGUUGAUUACAAAGAAACCAUCACAACUCAAGUGUAUCCGGUUGAUAGAGCCAAAAGUGGAUGAAAAUGCUGUCCUUCAGUCAAUGCUUAGCUGCCCUAAGAGGGAUCUAACCAUCUUUCAUUUUGAUGUAACGUCUUCGGUGCAGAAGGGCCUCCACGAAUUUCUUUUCCGAUUACUAGUCUUGGGUUACCUCUUGGAUUCAGAAGGAAGAAUGUGGAAAUGCAACAGAAGGCACCUAUACAUUAUAGAGCUUCUCCAGUCUAAUGCAAAUGUGCACAGAAUCAGCCAAAGAUCUGGUGUAAGUGUCCCGUCAGCCUUUACAGACGUGUUUCCAAGUGUCUACUGCCGUACUCCAAAAGAGGUCCUUGAGCUAGAAAUGAGAAACACAACUUUGGCUGAUGACCCUCUAAUGGAUGAUAAAGAAUUCAGGAGUGAAGCCUACCAGCGCCCAUACCAAUAUCUAAAACGAUUUCACCAAGGAAACAGCUUGGAUGGGUUUUUGUACCGAGGAAUUGAAGGAACCCAUGUGGAAUGCCUACAGUUGCUGUUUUUGUACUGUGGUGUCAUAGACCCUUCCUGGGCCGAGUUAAGGAAUUUUACAUGGUUCUUGAACCUGCAGUUACGAGACUGUGAGACAUCUGUAUUUUGUGAUGCAUCCUUUACAGGAGACACUUUGCAGGGGUUUAAAAACUUUGUGGUUGAUUUCAUGAUACUCAUGGCUAAGGACUUUGCUACACCUUCUCUGAGCAUCUCUGACCAGAGCCCAGGGAGGCAACAAAUGGACAUUUCAGGUGUUAAUGAAGAAGACCUUGCUCCAUUCAGGAUCAGAAAGAGAUGGGAAUCAGAACCUCAUCCGUAUAUUUUCUUCAAUGAUGAUCAUGUGUCCAUGACAUUUAUUGGCUUUCAUCUGCAGCCAAAUGAUCAGAACUGGGUGGAUGCUAUUGAUCCAUCAACACAAAGAGUGAUUAAAAAGAACAUCAUGACUAAAGAUCUGUAUGAGGGUCUCAGGCUUCAGAGGGUUCCUUUUAAUAUUGACUUUGAUAAUCUUCCAAGAGGCGAGAAAAUUGAGCGAAUCUGCAAUGUUUUGGGAAUACAGUGGCCCCUUGAUCCAGAUGAAGCUUAUGAGCUGACUACUGACAACAUUCUUAAGAUUUUAGCUAUUCACAUGCGCUUCAGGUGUGGUAUUCCUGUCAUCAUUAUGGGUGAGACAGGGUGUGGGAAGACCAGGCUGAUUAAAUUCCUAUGUGAAUUGCGAAGGAGUGGAGUUGCCACAGAGAAUAUGAAACUAGUCAAAGUCCAUGGAGGAACAAGCUCGGAGAUGAUUUAUACCAAAGUGAGAGAGGCAGAGACCAUUGCUUGUACAAAUAAACAAGAUUAUGGUUUUGACUCUGUAUUGUUCUUUGAUGAGGCAAACACAACAGAGGCCAUCAGCAGCAUUAAGGAAGUACUGUGUGAUAAAACAGUAGAGGGUGAACUCAUGAUGCCAAACACUGGCUUGCAAAUUAUUGCAGCAUGUAACCCAUACAGAAAACACACAGAUGUGAUGAUUAAGAGAUUGGAGUCUGCUGGUUUGGGAUACAGAGUGCGAGCUGAAGAAACUGAUGAAAAGCUUGGAUCAAUUCCUCUCCGUCAACUUGUAUACAGGGUGCAGGCCUUGCCUCCGAGCAUGAUUCCAUUAGUUUGGGACUUUGGACAACUUAAUGAUCAUACUGAGAAAAUGUACAUUCAACAAAUAGUCCAAAGGGUGGUUGAAAACAAUUCUUUCCCUGAGCACUACAUCAAGAUCAUCACAGAUGUCUUAUCCGCUUCACAGAAAUAUAUGAGGACAAGAAAUGAUGAAUGUAGUUUUGUAAGUCUGAGGGAUGUUGAACGUUGCAUGCAAGUGUUUGCAUGGUUCUACCAAAAUAAUGAGAUGUUGCUGUCAGAACUUGCUAAGUAUGAAAGUAUUCAGAGAGCACAAAAAAGUGAACAAAGUCUAAGAGUUAAUGACGAAAGGGACCCCAUUCUCUGGUCCUUAGUAAUGGCUGUCGGUGUGUGUUACCAUGCCUGCUUGGAGGACAAAGAGAAGUAUAGGACCAAAAUCUGUAAAUACUUUACAAGUUUAUACAACCCAGUCAAGUUAAUGCAAGAAAUUUCAGUUAUGCAAGAUCUUUUUCUGAGCGGGGUUCCAUUAGGUGAAACAAUUGCAAGAAAUAAUGCUUUAAAGGAAAAUGUUUUCAUGAUGGUCAUUUGCAUUGAGCUGCGAAUUCCUCUCUUCUUGGUUGGGAAGCCUGGAAGCUCAAAAUCCCUCUCUAAAACCCUUGUUGCAGAUGCUAUGCAAGGUCAAGCAGCUCAUUCUGACUUGUUUAGAAAGUUAAAACAGAUUCAUCUGGUAUCAUUUCAGUGCAGUCCUCAUUCCACACCAGAAGGCAUCAUCAACACAUUCAAGCAAUGUGCCCGUUUUCAGGAGGGCAAGAAUUUGAAUGAGUAUAUCUCAGUGGUGGUCCUGGAUGAAAUUGGUCUUGCUGAGGAUUCUCCUAAAAUGCCCCUGAAAACCCUUCAUCCACUUCUUGAGGAAGGGUGCAUAGAUGAUCAGCCCCUGCCUCACAAGAAGGUUGGGUUCAUUGGUAUAUCUAAUUGGGCUUUAGACCCAGCAAAGAUGAACAGGGGAAUAUUCGUUUCUCGUGGUGAUCCUGAUGAGAAAGAGUUGAUUGAGAGUGCCAAAGGUAUCUGUUCUUCUGAUGCAAUGGUUCUUGAAAAGGUUAGGGAUUUCUUUCAGCCUUUUGCUCGUGCAUACCUGAAAAUCUGCAAAAAGGAAGGGAAAGGGUUUUUUGGCCUGCGUGACUAUUACAGCUUGAUUAAAAUGAUAUUUGCUGUUGCCAAAGCAUCAGAUCAAAAGCCAAAUGCAGAUCAGAUUGUGGUGGCUGUGUUGAGAAACUUUAGUGGUAAAGACACUAAGAAGUCUGUAGAAGUCUUCACUGACAGGCUUUUUAUCAAAUCUAACCUUGAAAGUAUUGAUACAAUCGAGCUUGUGAGACAAAAUAUUACAGCAGUUGCUCAAGAUGAGGAGUGUCGCUACCUGCUCGUUCUAACAAAAAAUUAUGCGGCUCUACAGAUUCUUCAGCAAACAUUCUUUUCUGAACAGUACCAACCUGAAAUCAUCUUUGGCUCAAGCUUCCCUAAAGACCAACAGUACACCCAGAUUUGCCGCAACAUUAACCGUGUCAAGAUCUGCAUGGAAACUGGUCAAACCAUUGUGCUUCUGAAUUUGCAAAACCUGUAUGAAAGCCUAUAUGAUGCACUCAAUCAGUACUAUGUUUGUCUUGGAGGUCAAAAGUAUGUGGACUUGGGGCUUGGAACUCACCGUGUAAAGUGUAGAGUACACAAGGACUUUCGGCUCAUAGUGAUUGAAGAGAAGGAAGUUGUCUACAAACAAUUUCCCAUUCCUCUGAUUAACAGGUUGGAGAAACACUACCUGGACAUUAACACAGUGCUAAAGAAUGAACAAAAGCAGCUUGUCAAAGAACUGGAAAAAUGGGUUUGCCUUUUUAGCUCAUCUAAAAGUCAGCAUUCACCUGCUGCCCAGGCAGUACAAUACUGCCCAGCUGAUGUUUUCAUUGGAUAUCACUCUGAUACGUGUGCCUCAGUCAUCUUGCAAGUUAUGGAGAAACAGAAAGCGGGGAUGGAACUUUCUGACCCUCAGCGACAACUGUUGGAUGAAGCCAAACUAAUCCUAUUGAACUGUGCCACACCAGAUGCAGUGGUCCGCUUAGACAGUUCAGCCCUUUCCAAAGUGGAAAGUGAACACCUAGCAAGAGAAUACUUUGAAAACCAGAAGCACAGCUGUAUGGCCGACUUUGUUUUUGCUCACAUCCAGCAGGAAGAGUGCAACCAUGUCUCUUUCACUGAGGUAACUACCUUCUCAAGACUUCUGACAGCAACAGACAUUGGUCAGCUACAGGAAGUGAUUCCAAACAUCGAGUUACUUGCAUUGCAACAGUUUGACACAGAGCAUUCUUUUCUAAAGAAAAUUAGGAACUUUUUAGACAGUAUCUCUGGAAACAAGCUGCUCAUAAUUCAGACUGAUUUUGAUGAAGCCCUACAAAGCUCCAACCUUAUUGCGUCAGCCAAGUACUCCUGUAUUGGUGAAAUUAACAAAUUCAAGAAGGAUCAGAACAGUAAGAUGUUUGUUUACUUCAUUACCAAACUACCAAGAGUGGAAGGCGGAACGUCUUAUGUUGGAUUUCAUGGAGGUCCCUGGAAAUCAGUCCACAUAGAUGACCUUAGAAGAUCAAAAGAUAUUAUCUCUGAUAUUAAAGCAUUGCAGUGUCUUACUAUCAGUCAGCUGUUUAAGGAAAAGGAAGAUCAGCCUGAGGCUAUGGAGACAGAGGACAUGUACAGAGAAGAAGAAGGCAAAAAAAUGGAGCUAGAAGAAACUAUAUCCUGGGAGAAUGUUCUGGAUACCACGGCGCUGGUGCGUAGCUGUGUUCAGAGUGCAGUGGGCAUGCUGAGAGACCAGGGGGAUCUUGGUUGUCGCAGCACUAAAAGAGUAGAAAUUCUGUUAACUCUUCUAUCUGAUAAUGAGGAACUUCAAGCUACAUUUUUGAAAACCAUGAAGCGCCGUCUUCAUUUUCUGUUGAUGAACCAUGAUGAACACACAGUCUCAGCAAAGAACUGGGUUUUCAAAGAAGCAUCCUGUAUUGAUUCUCUACAAGAGGGUGGGACAUUUAGAAAUACCUUAUGGAAGCGACUUCAAGCCGCAGUUAUUCCCUUCCUGGCACAGCUGGUCUCAGUUAUUGACCGUGACCAUAAUCUUGACAUCCUGCUAGAUGAAAACUCAGGUGAAUCAGUGAAGAAACUGUGGUUGGACAUCUUUGGAAAUCUUAAGUUGUUAAAUGUUCCAUAUGCAAGAGUGGACUCAAACUCAGCAACAAAGACAAUUUUUGUCCAGAACUCUAUUGUGGUUCAUAGAACUACAGGCUGCUUAAUGCCAUUCAGCUGGAUAAUCAAAGAUUAUUUAGAGGAGCUCUGGGUCCAUGCACUGCACAGAGAAGGCCACACUUUGAAACAGUUUGAGGAGUUCUUUUGGAAGACUCCACUCGGCCGCUAUAUUGCAGAAGCUCAACCAGAAAUGCAGGUGGAGUUUUUCCAAAGAUAUCUUCAGGAUUUCAUCUCUUUAACAACAAACAUAACAACAGAUCAUGAACUACAGCUCCUAGCGAGUGCUCUGACAUGCUGUGUUAAUGAAUUGCGAAGCCGUCAGGAUGCAGAACAAAAUGAUCUGACUUCUUUACCCUGGAUCCAUGCUGCCUACCAUGAGUUUAAGAACCGCCUGCAGAACUUCUCCAGAAUGAUCACUAUUGAGCCCCAGAUUGCUCAGGUGCUCCUGGGCAACACACAGUCCAGAGAAGGCAUAGAAAUGAUGCUAGAUGUGUAUGCUGCCAUGGCCUGUGUUGAGUAUCUGGAGCCCCAGGGCCUUGAUGCUUUUCCAAAUUCUGUGGCCUGGCUGCGACAGGUGAAGAAGUUACAAGUGCCGAUUGAGUUGGUCUGUUCAGAGGAGAGCAUCCAGCAUUAUGGAGAAAGAAGCAAAACAAUAAUUACUCAUGUCCAACACGGGUGGCGACGAAUCCAUACCCUUUCCCUAUUCGUUGAACAUAUGGUUCUUGGUGUAGAGGACAUAGAGAAGAAUCUCAAACCAUUAGUCCUUAAGCACACACAACAGUUGGCUCAAGUUUUGGGCAAGAAUUCUGACCUCAAAAAGAAAAUGCCAUUUGAGGCAGUUAUUACCGUACUCAAAAACUGCAAAGAUGGAGCAAAUGAUCAGAUUUUUAGGUUUGGUUUUCAGCCUUGUCCAGUGUGCAUGGGAGAUCCUCAUGAUCCUCUCAGUCUUCCUUGUGAUCAUAUCUACUGUUUAGCCUGCAUUAAGCAGUGGCUGAUCCCUGGACAGAUGUACUGCCCACUCUGCAUGCAAGCAGUUGCUGAUGAUUUUGACCUUAAGCCAUCCAAAGCCAUUCAGUCCCUGAUCAAACAAAAUGGCCGCUUCAGAAAGCAGUGCAAUGCCUUCUUUAUCGACCUUGUCUCCACCAUCUGCUUUAGAGACAACUCGCCACCUAAUAAAGCCAUUAUCCUUCACCUGCUGUCCUUCCUCAUGGUGGAGGCAAUGUCUGUACCUAUUGUCCAAGGCACUGCUCGCCGAUUUUUGACCAAGGCUCUGUCUCCUUUUGAUGAUUCAGUGGACAAAAACCCUGUAGUACGCUCUGUAGUGCUUAAACUGCUCCUCAAGUACAGCUUUGCUGAUGUGAAAGUCUACCUUCAGCAGCAUCUUGCAGGAGUGGAGCAGAGUAACAUCUUGGAGAAAGCUGAUAAAACGGAGCUUUAUUGUCUAUAUAUAAACUGUCUUGAGGACUCGAUGUUUGAACGGACCCAGUGGCAUUCUGUGGCUGAGCAGCAUGCCUGUCUUCUGGAGGAGAAGAACUUUCUGAUGGAAUUCCUACAAACUAAAGCUGUGACUACAGAAUCUGUGACUAUAGAGCUUCUACAGCAGGUGGCAAGGACUCGCCUCUGUUUAGAUAUGGCAGCAGAUCUUUUAGUCAGCAGAAGCUCCACUGCAGAUGCCCAAAAGGAGAACUCACCUGGAGUGGCUGCAUUCUUGGAUUCAGUUCAGGAUCUGUGCAAACAAAGCAGAAAUGACUGGUACAGGGUCUACCUCAUCAGAAAAAUCUGUAGUCUUCAUGGAGUAGAAUACAUCCAGAAACUUCUACAUGAAGAUCGGCUUAGCUGGAUGUUUCCUAAAGAGAUUCUUCAGAUGAGAAAAGACGGUAAUCAAAUCGACCAGUAUCUGGUCUGUGGUGUGGAGUACAAGGCUAUCCGAGAAGCAGUUGCCACGGCCAUGUUACAAUCGAAAAUGAAAAUAAUAGAGGAAGCCUGUGAGAUUUGCAGAUGUUCACCCAUGAAGAAGAAUGUGUACGUUUUGUUAGCUCUGUUUAGAGAAGUCACCACUUUGUACAGAGCUAACAAUCCCAACAUAAACCCUAAGCCUGAGCAACUGGCAGUACUUGAAGAAUUCAUCAAGAAAUCCAAAGUUUUUCUCACUCCAGAAUCCAGGAUCUUUGCUCACGCUCUGGUGUCUAACAAGUUGCCUGACCUGCAUAUACAUCCCAAUUUAUCGGGUGAUGAAUAUGUAGUUCUGGAGCUCACUGUUCACCUGGCUGCAGUGCUUCAUUGUUCAAACCAAGCACUCAUGAAGCCCCUGUUUCAACUUGCUUUCUUUCCUACCAACAUGCAGAGAGCUUUCUUACCCACAAUGCCAGAUGACAUGCUUGCUGUUGCCCAGCAGGCCAUGGGGCAACUGCAGUGGUACUAUUGUCCAAAUGGUCACCCAUGCACUGUUGGUGAGUGUGGUCAGCCAAUGGAGAAGAGUCGCUGUCUAGACUGCAAUGCAGAUAUUGGAGGUACUGACCACAGACCUGUUCCAGGCUUCCAGGCAACUGUAUUACAGGGGGACCGUACACAGACAGGACACAUCCUGGGGGAUUCAAAUCGCAGGGAUCAGCCAGAUAUGCAGGACACAAAGAACAUGUCUCCUGCUCCAUUCACCCUGCUCAGGAUGUUUACACACAUGGCCAUGCUGUUGGGAGCCUCUAAGCAGCCCCAGGUUAUGACCACAAUCAUUAAACCCCCUGUGGCGCACCCUGGAGUUUUUCUGAUGGGCCACCUAAAGAAGGAUAUGGAGCAGCUAAUCAGAGCUCUUGGAAAGGGUGCAGAUGACACAGCUUGCACUGUCCACCUGACCAUUUGCAGUCUUUUAGAGCCGCAUCAGCCUGCUCAAUGGCCUGCAAAUUAUGAUGAGCUACUUUCCUCAAAAGAUGCCAGAAAUAACUGGGAGAUGACUAUGACCACUGAUAUUAUUACACAGCAGCUAAAGGUUUUAGAGCUUCAACUGGCGAAAGUAAACACCUUCAUCAGAGAUGAUGAGAGGGUGUCAUCUAACCCAGUGAUGAAGGUGACAUUUGGAGAGCCGCAACUAUUCCUGCGCACUCUACCUCAAGGUUCUUUGAUACAUGGCUCAGCAGUGUGGAGCUGCAGGCAGCGUGUCUCUCUUUUAAGCCUGGGCCACAUUUUGGAGCAGAAUGGAGGCAGGGACACACUUCCUAUCCUCUGGAAGUUCCUACAGAAGGAGGCAGAGCUGAGGUUGGUGAAGUUCCUCCCAGACAUUCUUGCACUUCAGAGGGAUCUGGUAAAAAGGUUUCAGAAUGUGGUGGAGCUUCAAGGUGGCACUAUAACACAGUUCCUGCAGAGUCUAAAAGCAGCAUCUUUAAUGACUUUGUAUGAAAAACGCAUUAAUAUCUUCCUGUCCACUUGGAACCAACUGAGAGGAUCUCUGGCUAUUAAUGGAGAGAUCAAGCUCCCAGCUGAGUAUUGCCUAGAAGACCUAGAUCUUAGUGCUGAGCUGCAAGUGCUGCUGCCACGAAGACAGGGUCUGGGUCUGUGCUCCACUGCUCUAGUCAGCUAUCUAAUUGCUCUGCAUAAUGAUUUAAUCUAUGCAGUGGACAAGCAUACUGGAGAAGAGACUGGUUACAUGGUCAGUCCAGCAGACCUAACAGAGCUCCAUGUGAUCAGAUAUGAGGUAGAACGAGACCUACUACCCCUUGUGCUUUCUAACUGCCAGUACAGCAUGGAGCGUGGCCAUGAGACACUGUCCGAAUAUGACCUGCCUAAGAUCCAGCAGCAGCUUCUUUCACGGUUCCUGCAGGGCAAGCCAUUCAUCAGCCUCAAUGGAAUUCCGACACUUGUGAACAGACAUGACAGGAAUUAUGAAAAUAUCUUCCAGGACGUGAAGGGCAAAGUUCAACAAGAGUCUUUGUCCUCACUGAGCCAGUCCACACUGUCUAUGGAGUUGCAGUCCUACAGUGACGUGUGUGAGGCAUUGUCCACUGUGGAAGUAGCCCUGGGCUUCCUGGCUAUGACUGGAGGAGAAUCCAACAUGCAGCUGGGCGAUUACCUGAAGGACGAAUUACAAAUGUCUGACCACAUAGCUCUGCAUGUACUUAAGGCUCUGAGUAGGUGCUGUCUGAAACACUGUGUAGCCCUGUGGCAGCUUCUCACCUCUCUCAAAUCUGAGACAAUGCUACGUCUUAAGAGGGACCCAUUUGUAGGAAUAAGUAAGGAGUACAAGAAAACUCUGGGAGAAGAGGAAAAAGGACUGCUUAGUGGCUUUUUCACAAAGACCAGUGCGGAUUCAUUCUUGCUAGAAAUGCACGAGUUUCUGCUGCUGGUCUUAAAGAACCCAAAUGCAACCGACACCUACAAGCCCAACUGGAGCAUAAAGGACACUGUGGUGUCCUACAUGGAGCGAAAAGACAUGGAUGUCCCUCCAGAUGUGGAAGAGUUGUUCCCUGAUGAGAUACUUUUAGCACAGUAUGUUGAGGCCUGGAAGUUCUUUAUCCUCUUCAAGCAAGAGCGAAUGCAAAGAUAAAACAUAUCAAAGUUUCCCAUCCUCACCCUUUCCUACACUCCAUACAACAGCAUUCAUUCUCAAAGUAUUUCCAUUACAAUCAUCAUACUUAAGCAGCAUUUUCAAAUUGGGUGAUUGUGAGACAAAAAGUGCCACUUGUGUCCACAGUACAUAGAAGUGCAAUAUACAGUAAUAUGACAAUGUUAUUAUAUGCAGCUGCAGUAUUUUUUUAAAGAUAAAAUGACAGUAAAAAUAAGGCCAAGCUAUAAGUUUGCACAAGAUGAGAAACACAUGAAGGCUCAUAAAACCUGUGACAAUUCCUUUUAUAAGCAUGCAGUUUUGCUGCAAUAUUCCACUGGUAUUACACAGCUUGUCAUUGAACAUUUGUUUACAUUAAUUUGCUGGUUUUAUUUUCCACAGAAACUUUUCAGAGAUUUGUCCUGAUUAGGGUACUAGUUAAGUAGUCUACAUUUGUUCUCAGGGACAUUUUGAAAAUCACUUUAGCUCUGGGAUUAAAUUAGGAUAAAAACUUGCUUUUUGAUUCUCUGGGACCAGAUUAGACUUAAUCAUUGUUCUGAGUCAUUGGAAAGAAUCAUAAUGCUGAUUUGAUUUUCUGCUUAGUUGUAUGUAUUAGAAAUUGGUAGAAAAAUCUUUAAAGUGAAGUAAUAACCAAUUGCCUUACACUUUCCCAUUACUCUGUGUUGCACUAUGGCCCUCUGGCCUUAUUUAAAUUUAAGCAAAGUUGUGUAUUUUGAAGUAGUGUUAAAAUUGCUAUGACUCCUAAAUAAAAAAAGUCUCGUAUGUUUAAA
This is a messenger RNA of Clarias gariepinus (North African catfish), 16907 nucleotides long. RefSeq names its product ring finger protein 213a (gene rnf213a). Gene Ontology annotation, cellular component: membrane; cytosol; nucleolus. NCBI's taxonomy places the organism in Eukaryota, Metazoa, Chordata, Actinopteri, Siluriformes, Clariidae. Gene Ontology annotation, biological process: negative regulation of non-canonical Wnt signaling pathway; regulation of DNA-templated transcription; ubiquitin-dependent protein catabolic process. The transcript has 67 exons. Gene Ontology annotation, molecular function: DNA-binding transcription factor activity; sequence-specific DNA binding; metal ion binding. Bases 142 to 16119 code for a protein of 5325 amino acids. The record is from RefSeq and is a predicted model, not a curated record.